Molecule: messenger RNA, 726 nt
Organism: Hibiscus syriacus
Lineage: Eukaryota; Viridiplantae; Streptophyta; Magnoliopsida; Malvales; Malvaceae
Product: CASP-like protein 1D1
Exons: 3
Coding region: 34-624 (196 amino acids)
Source: RefSeq, a predicted model, not a curated record
CCUCCAUUUGCCAUUUUUCUCGGAAGUUGAGCAAUGGAAUCCACCGAUAAACAUACCACCGCCUCCACACCGGCAUCCGAAGCGGCGCCUCUGCGGCCAGCGGCGGCCGCCGCCAAGUAUUCUGCUCUGGAUGUUGUGCUUAGGGUUUUGUUGUUUGCUGCAUCCGUAAGUGCUGUGGUGGUAAUGGUUACUAGCAAGCAAUCCGAGAUGGUUCCGGUGCCGGGCUUGCCGCCUAAUAUUAGGGUGCCUUUUUCAGCCAAGUUCAACCAUUCUCCUGCCUUCAUAUACUUUGUAGCAGCAUUAUCGGUAACGGGAUUAUACAGCAUUAUUACAACUCUGGCAUCGAUUUUGGUCCCCCGCAAGACCAAAACCAUCUUUCUCCUCCUUGCAUUAUUGGAUGUGGUGUUUGUGGGGAUUGUUGCCUCGGCCACCGGUGCAGCUGGAGGUGUCGCUUACAUCGGAUUAAGAGGUAACAACCACGUCCGGUGGAACAAAAUCUGCAAUACUUUCGACUCGUUCUGUCGGCACAUCGGGAGCGCGGUUGCACUCUCGUUGUUUGCCGCCAUCUUGCUGGUGUUGCUCAGCAUGAUCUCCACCUUCACACUUUACAAAAAGAUCCGUUGAUAUUAUUAGACAUACCGUUCUUACAAUCUUGUGUCUGGGUUUUAGUAACAACGUUUGAUAAUGUCGGUUUUCACUGUGUGUGUUCAUCUUUGGAACUACUUA